CUCCAAGGGGUGCUGGGAGCUGUGUCCAGGGCCAGGGCUGCACGCACUGUGCUGGGAAGAGUCAUGGGAGUGGAGCUGAGAUGGGGGUCAUCUGGUGGUUCUGAGAGCCCCUGGGACCAGGGUCCUUGGGGUAAAGGGGUUCAGCUAACCCCAAGGAAACCCAUUUUUUGAAGCAUCUUUCACCGUUAAUUUUCAAGAGAAGCCCUUUAUAACAGCCAGGUGGUGACUCUGGGGAGGAAGAUGAUUGCCCAAGGGCUGCUGUGGGCAGUGCUGUUCCUGCAGGGUCUGCUCUUCCUGCUUCAAGGUGCCCAUGGCGUGGCCUCACAGGAAGACUUUCGCUUCUGCGGUCAGCGGAACCAGACCCAGAAGAGCAGCCUUCAUUAUAAAGAAGCGUCAGAGCUGCACAUCUCCAUCAAGAACUCUGAGGAGGCCCUCAUAAUCCAUGCCCCCUUCCUUGGAGUCCCCCCAACUUCCCAAUUCUUCCCUGACCCCAGGGGCCUCUACCACUUCUGCCUCUACUGGAAUCGCCGUGCUGGAAAAUUGCAUCUUCGCUAUGGCAAGAAGGACUUUGUGCUGAGUGCCCAAGCCUCUGACCUCCUAUGCUUCCGGCACCAGGAGAGGAUUCCGGUCCAGGGCCCCCCACUGCUUGCCACCUCUGUGAGCUCCUGGUGGAGCCCCGAGAACACCAGUCUGCCCAGCGCUGCCGGCUUCACCUUCUCCUUCCACAAUCCUCCCCAGAAGGCUUCCCACAAUGCCUCCGUGGACAUGUGUGAGGUGAAGAGGGACCUCCAGCAGCUCAGCCAGCUUCUGAAGCAUCCCCAUAAGGCCUCAAGGAGGCCCUCGUUCUCCCCUGCCAGGCAGCAGCUGCAGAGCCUGGAGUCGAAGCUGAGCUCUGUGAAGUUCACAGGGGACACAGUGUCCUUCGAGGAGGAUCAGAUCAAUGCCACGGUGUGGAAGCUGCAGCCCGCAGCCAGCCUCCAGGACCUGUACAUCCACUCCCGGCAUGAGGAGGAGCAGCGGGAGAUCCUGGAGUACUCGGUGCUGCUGCCCCGUGCGCUCUUCCAGAAGACCAAAGGCCGGAGGGGGCAUCCUGAACAGAGACUCCUCCUGGUGGACUUCAGCAGUCAGGCCCUGUUCCAGGACAAGAAUUCCAGCCAAGUGUUGGGUGAGAAGGUCUUGGGUAUUGUCGUGCAGAACACCAAAGUAGCCAACCUCUCAGAGCCUGUGGUGCUCACCUUCCAGCACCAGCCACAGCCGAAGAAUGUGACUCUACAGUGUGUAUUCUGGGUUGAAGACCUGACAUUGAGUGGCUCAGGGAGCUGGAGCGAUGCUGGGUGUGAAACCAUCAGGAGAGAGACGCAGACAUCCUGCCUCUGCACCCACCUGACUUAUUUUGCUGUGCUUAUGGUCGCCUCCGUGGAGGUGGACGCCUCGCAUAAGCACUUCCUGACGCUGCUGUCCUACGUGGGCUGUGUCAUCUCCGCCCUGGCCUGUGUCCUCACCCUCGCCGCCUCCCUCUGCUCCAAGAGGAAGCCUCGGGAUUACACCAUCAAAGUGCACAUGAACUUGCUGCUGGCCAUCUUCCUGCUGGAUGUGAGCUUCCUACUCAGUGAGCCAGUGGCCCUGGCAGGCUCUGAGGCUGGCUGCCGUGCCAGCGCCAUCUUCCUACACUUCUCCCUGCUCGCCUGCCUCUCCUGGAUGGGCCUCGAGGGCUACAACCUGUACCGACUCGUAGUAGAAGUCAUUGGCACCUAUGUCCCUGGCUACCUGCUCAAACUGAGCAUUGUGGGCUGGGGCUUCCCCAUAUUCCUGGUGACACUGGUGGCACUGGUGGAUGUGAACAACUACGGCCCCAUCAUCCUGGCUGUGCACAGGACUCCAGAGAGUGUUAUCUACCCUUCCAUGUGCUGGAUCCGGGACUCCGUCGUCAGCCACCUCACCAACCUGGGACUCUUCAGCCUGGUGUUCCUGUUCAACACAGCCAUGCUGGGCACCAUGGUGGUGCAGAUCCUGCGGCUGCGGCCCCGCACCCAGAAGUGGCCUCAUGUGCUGACGCUGCUGGGCCUCAGCCUGGUCCUUGGCCUGCCCUGGGCCUUGGUCUUCUUCUCCUUUGCUUCGGGCACCUUCCAGCUUGUAGUCCUCUACUUCUUCAGCAUUAUUACCUCCUUCCAAGGCUUCCUCAUCUUCCUCUGGUACUGGUCCAUGCGGCUGCAGGCCCGGGGCGGGCCCUCACCUCUGAAGAGCAACUCGGACAGUGCCAGACUCCCCAUCACCUCGGGCAGUACCUCGUCCAGCCGCAUCUAGGCCGCCAGCCACCCACCCGUGUGAGGAAGCCGAGAAGCAGCCUCUCCUCACUGCUGCCUGUGGCCCCUGAAGCUGGGCCAGGCCCUUGGCGGGUCAGCUGGAGAUCGGAGAAGGCCCAGGGACCUCCGAGGGAUGGGGCUGUUGUCAUGGCAGUGAGACUCCUAGGCUGGGCCUUUGGAAUUGGCCUGUGGACUACUUGGCUCUCGGAUCCAGCUGGCAGGGGGCUCAGGAGUGGGACUGCCCCCCUGGCCAUCCUAACCUGGGACUGAAGGCUGGUCUUAACUCACCCCACUGGGCCCAGCCCUUGUGGCUGGGGGUUGGGAGCCCACAAGCCUCAGGGUCAGGUCCCAGACCUUGGAGGCCUGGCAGCAUCCUUAACUCUGUGUCCCCACCCAGGACAGAAAUGUGCCAUCGCUGCUCUGUCUCUGGUGAUCACCAUGAGGGCACUCUGCAGUCCCAAAGGGUGGCCUGUUGCCCUCAGGGCAAAUAGGGCUGGGGCAGAGCUUUGAGCCAGACUCCUGGAGGAGGAGAGCCCUCCACCCCUUCAACCUCCGGAGCAUAGCGGCGGCUCCUCUCCCCCUGAGCCCACGGCUGUCACCUUCCACUGGCCUCCCCAGCCCUCCCUCUCCCCUCUGUGGCCCUCCCUUCCUCUCCUGGGGCUUCCCCAGCCCUCCACUCAUAGCCCAGGGUCUCUAAUUCUAGCACUGUAUUUUGGGUGGUGGUUCCUAAGAGCGGCCUGGUGCCUCCUAUAAACCUUUAUCUACUGCGCAGGCCUUUGCCUGCCCCCUGACUCAGACUUAGUAUAGAUGUUCUGGGUUAAGCUAGGUCCAUCUGUCCAUCUGGGCCUCUGUAUAAGCUGCAUCACUCUUGUUCACCACUGUCAAGCCCACCCCUCACAGGGUCUCUCAGCCUCUCCCAAAGCCCUAUUGUGGCAAGAACUGUGGAGCAUAGCAGCUCAAAUUUGUUUCCACCCCAGCAUUCUGCUCUGAAGACUGAGACAUGCCUCCCGUGGUGACACUGGCCUAGAGCCCAGUGUGCUCCUAAGUGGUUGUUGUCCCUGAAUCCCUGCAGACUGUCUCAGGCAUGCUUGAGCCCAUCACAGUUAAUUCUGCUGGACACAGAUGGCCAGACAGGGUCAUUUCCCCUUUCAAGCUCACCAUCUAAUGUGCAAGGCAUGUAUGAGAUAAUAGCUCCUGGAGCUACAGGCAUGGAGUUGGGGGAGCCGUCAUUCCUGGCUGGGAAUCCAGGAAAACUUCCUGUAGGAGGCAACAUUUGACAUGGAUCUCAGCUUUAAAGAUGGGGAGGACUUUCUUUUUAAUUACCACUUCAUUUGUAUUUUGGAUUUAAAAAGUACAUGUUCAUUGUAGAGAGCUUGGAAACAUCGUAGAGAAACUUGGAAAGAAGAGUAUACAGAAGAAAAUAAAAAUCAGCUGUUGUUAUCGUCUAA
This is a messenger RNA of Manis pentadactyla (Chinese pangolin), 3751 nucleotides long. It is a transcript of the gene ADGRG1, whose product is annotated as adhesion G protein-coupled receptor G1. Gene Ontology annotation, cellular component: membrane. The coding region runs from base 241 to 2304 and encodes 687 amino acids. The record is from RefSeq and is a predicted model, not a curated record. Gene Ontology annotation, biological process: adenylate cyclase-activating G protein-coupled receptor signaling pathway; cell surface receptor signaling pathway. Gene Ontology annotation, molecular function: G protein-coupled receptor activity; heparin binding. The transcript is spliced from 14 exons. Lineage: Eukaryota; Metazoa; Chordata; Mammalia; Pholidota; Manidae.